UUUGUGUGCUUUUCACGGCUAAUUUCUUUUAAGUGGCUCAACAAUCUGAAAUUCUCUCAAGUCUCGUUGCUGACGAGACUACGUUUUUCAAGACGCAUCCAAGAUGGCGCUGGAAAUCGAGUCUGCCGAUAUAAUCCGUCUGAUCAUGCAGUAUCUAAAGGAGAACAGUUUACACCGUACGCUGUCCGUACUACAAGAGGAGACCUCGGUGUCGCUCAACACCGUGGACUCCAUUGACAGCUUCGUGUCAGACAUCAACAACGGACACUGGGACACCGUCCUGCAGGCCAUCCAGUCUCUCAAACUACCCGAUAAAACUCUCAUAGAUCUGUAUGAACAGGUCGUGCUGGAGCUGAUAGAACUGCGAGAGUUGGGCGCGGCCCGUUCGCUGCUCCGCCAGACGGACCCGAUGAUCAUGAUGAAGCAGCAGCAGGCCGAGCGAUACGUCCACCUGGAGAACCUACUCGCUCGCUCGUACUUCGAUCCCAGAGAGGCUUAUCCUGACGGUCAGACCAAGGAGCGGCGGAGAGCGGCGAUCGCUCAGGCGCUAGCGGGCGAGGUGAGCGUGGUCCCGCCGUCCCGUCUCCUGGCUCUGAUUGGCCAGGCCCUGAAAUGGCAGCAGCACCAGGGACUCCUCCCCCCAGGUACCACCAUCGAUGUGUUCCGAGGUAAGGCAGCUCAGAAGGAAGAGGAAGAGGAGAAAUAUCCCACACAAGUCACCAAGAACAUCAAGUUUGGCCAGAAGUCCCAUGUAGAGUGUGCCAGGUUCUCCCCAGACGGACAGUACCUCAUCACAGGCAGUGUGGACGGGUUCAUCGAGGUCUGGAACUUCACAACUGGCAAGAUCAGGAAAGAUCUCAAGUACCAGGCUCAGGAUAACUUCAUGAUGAUGGAUGAUGCUGUGCUGUGCCUGUGUUUCAGCCGUGACAGUGAGAUGUUGGCUUCGGGAGGUCAGGAUGGAAAAAUCAAGGUGUGGAAGAUCCAGACUGGCCAGUGUCUGCGCAGGUACGAGCGCGCCCACAGCAAAGGUGUGACCUGUGUCAGCUUCUCCAAGGACAGCAGUCAGCUACUCAGCGCUUCAUUCGACCAGACUAUCAGAAUCCACGGGUUGAAGUCUGGGAAGACUCUAAAGGAGUUCAGAGGUCACACGUCAUUUGUAAAUGAGGCCGUGUUCACCCCCGACGGACAUAACCUGAUCAGCGCAUCGUCAGACGGCACAGUUAAGCUGUGGAACAUCAAGACAACAGAGUGCAUUGGCACCUUCAAGUCACUAGGGGGCACUGCAGGCGCAGACAUCACAGUGAACAGUGUCCACACCUUACCUAAGAACCAGGAGCACUUCGUCGUGUGUAACCGCUCCAACACAGUCUCCAUCAUGAACAUGCAGGGACAGAUUGUGCGUAGCUUCACGUCCGGUAAGAGGGAAGGCGGAGACUUUGUGUGCUGUACGGUGUCGCCGCGGGGAGAGUGGAUCUACACGGUCGGCGAGGACAUGGUGCUGUACUGCUUCAGCACAACCACGGGGAAACUGGAGUUCACGCUCACGGUCCAUGAGAAGGAUGUGAUUGGCAUCUGUCACCACCCCCACCAGAACCUGAUUGGCACAUACAGCGAGGACGGACUGCUCAAACUGUGGAAACCUUAAACACACAGUCAUAGACUAUACACUACUGUCCAGGCCAGGGAAGCAGAGUGGUUUCCUAAACACUUGUACAUGGAAUGGCAAAGCAACAUGUACACUACUGUUCAGUCAACAACAGUAACGCAAGUUUUGUGCAUAUCAGAGUUCCUUUUGCACAAGUUAAGAAGACUGUCUCGCCAACUUUUCAGUAGUCUUUCUGGCACCUAAAUGGACUAUCAACUGGUGCGACAAGAACUCUGAUAUUUUAUCAACCUAAAUAUUUGUACAUGUGGUGGCACUGGUGGGAAAAUCUCAACUGUUCUAAUGUUGUAGAACCAAAUACAUGUAACUAGGUUUAGAUACCACUACUACAUGGUAACAGCUUUACAAUUUUAAUUGUACGAUCCUCAAAGUAGAGCAGUAAAGUGAAGAUAUGUUCAGCAACCCAAAUCAUUGAAGACUACAUUCAUUUUCAACAAGAAAGUCUAGCACAAGAGGCUUGUGUCUAGUAUGUAAAUCUUUGUGGUAUACUUAGAACAGACUUUUAUAAUGACAUUGUGUAUUCUUUGGGAUUGUCCUUUCGAUAAAAAAUGGACCAACUGUGUUUGUUACACUUUCAUUUUAAAUGACUUAUUUGGGAAUUUGUUUCAUCAACUUAUCACUGAUAGUAAUACAAAUAGAUUAAAGUUGGUAUAGUCACUGA
Branchiostoma floridae (Florida lancelet) is the source of this 2324-nucleotide messenger RNA. Its product is annotated as WD40 repeat-containing protein SMU1. The coding region runs from base 104 to 1645 and encodes 513 amino acids. The record is from RefSeq and is a predicted model, not a curated record. The transcript has 12 exons. Gene Ontology annotation, molecular function: protein binding. NCBI's taxonomy places the organism in Eukaryota, Metazoa, Chordata, Leptocardii, Amphioxiformes, Branchiostomatidae. Gene Ontology annotation, cellular component: precatalytic spliceosome. Gene Ontology annotation, biological process: mRNA splicing, via spliceosome.